Mytilus trossulus (common blue mussel) is the source of this 937-nucleotide messenger RNA. RefSeq lists its product as uncharacterized. The record is from RefSeq and is a predicted model, not a curated record. Lineage: Eukaryota; Metazoa; Mollusca; Bivalvia; Mytilida; Mytilidae. The transcript has 2 exons. The coding region runs from base 123 to 611 and encodes 162 amino acids.
UUGAUCAUGCAGUCACUCAUUUAGUGUUUCUACGUGUUGUGAAAUAUCCUUUUAAAAAUAAAACGAGCGAUGUUUUAGUUUGGAGUUUAUAUAGUGACGAUUUGAACUCAAGCUUCGGUAAAAUGGCAGAAUGUUUAGGGUCUACAGAACAAAAUGUUCAAGUGCGCGGAAAUAAUGCAGAUACGACAGGGAACCGUACUAUCAAUCAAAAGAGAGAUAAAAAGAGGCAGAUACAGCGACCUCGACCUACAAGAGUAGUAUCUGUGAAGAAACGAUCCCUAAAUCAUAUGGGUUUCAAAGAUCUAGAACAUUGGUUAGAAGACACCAACAAUAUAUACAUUGGUAGGGACAUGACCCAUUAUGUUCCUGGGGCUGUUGGCAGCAAAUGGCAAAAUCCUUUUAAGGAUGAGAAACUGGGGAAAGAGAAACGAGUAGAAUUGUACGAGGAGUACAUUUUGUCAGAUACGAAAACGUAUGACGGAAAGACACUGUUGGAAUCAAUAGAAGAACUUCAAGGGAAAACUUUGGGAUGUUGGUGUAAGCCAGAAUUCUGCCAUGGUGAUGUUCUUGUUCAAAUAUUGAUGAGAUCAAAAAAGAGCACACUUAACUAACUGCGCAUGCAGUUAUAUCUUCUGAUAGAAACAAUGAAGUUCGAAGUAAAACAUGUUCAUUGAGAUGUUCCUGUGCAAUAAAUUAUCAUGUUUGAAGAAAAGUGUGUCUCUUAAUCAAAUGACAAAAAAGAGAAGAAAGAAAACAUAGUGACAAUGUAAUAUAAAAAAUCUGUGAAAUAUUCUGGGGCUAAACAGAAAAACGAUGAAACACAAACAGUACUCGGCAUAACACAACAUAGAAAACUCAAGCCUGAGUAAUACGAACUAAUACUAUGUGUCAAUCUGAUAUCAUGUUCAUAUUAUAUGAAUAAACAAGCAUAUUUCAA